CUUCGCGGGCCUUUCCUCGAAAGCGCCGGCAGGUCGUGGUCGUCUCCUUCCCCGAUCCACACAUCCCCAAUCCUGAAGGAGAUAUAGAGGCCACACAGAGCUUCACCCUCCUGGCGGAGCUCCUUUGGGCCACCAAACACGGCGCCGCCGUACAGGGGAGAAGCCGAUCGAGGUUGUCUCGUUGCCGGCGCCGAGGAGACUGGACAGAGAACUACAGCAGAAGGCAAUGUGAGAUCAGCAGUGCCUGUAGCAUCAUUGCCUUUGUUUGCCCAGAGGAUAUCUUGUUACUGACCAAACACUUUGAACAAGAAUCAUCUCUCCACCAACAUGGCAUCAAAUCAGCCAAUAAACAAGUCCUCAGUUAUAGCCAUGGCUUGGGGAUUAUUCAAUGAUGGUGCUGGGGUGCUUUCCAACUUCAACACAUAUAAAGAAUUCUUCAGCUGGACGGCAUCAGUUAUAACCGCCAUUCAUUAUCGACAGAGCACCUCAGAGUCGCCAGACAAUGACAAGACAGUUGCACAACCACAUGAUAAAGAGAAAAUUGAUCGGCUAGAGGUUGAUCUUUGGAAGCUGAAGACAACAAUGCCCAAGAUGCUUGACCUCAUUGAUCGGGUUGAGUUUCUAAGCCAUAAGGAACAAGUGGUUGAUCUCCUCCCAAAUAUCAAAGGUGCAGUGUUCGAUGCAGAGGACCUGCUUGAUGAGUUUGAUUAUGAUGUACUCAAGUUGAAGGUUGAAUGCAGCAAGAAUUUGAAGCCAGGUCAUUAUAAUGACACCUUUCUGGAAUUCUUCGACAGAUCCAGUGAUUACAAAAGACAAGUCAACAUAAUUCAAGAAAAACUAGAUCAUGUCCAUAAGCAGGCCAUGGAUAUGGGCUUGCACCAAGCACCACGGAAGUUUGAUAAAUCAGUUAGGCCAGAAACAACUACCUACUUUAAUUGUGUGGAAAAAAUGGUUGGUCGUGAAAAAGAAAUGAAGGAGUUGUUGGGAAAACUAGGAGUUCGUGGACUGAAGAGAGGAAGAACUGAAAGCAAAGCAAGAAUGACAGAGUUGCAUGUGUUAUCCAUUGUUGGCAUGGGAGGUGUCGGGAAGACAACGAUGGCCCAACAAAUCUGCAAGAAUACAAAUGUGAAGAAACACUUUGGCCCCAUAAUUUGGACAUGUGUUUCAGAUGACUUUGACACAAAAGGGUUAACGAAAGCGAUUAUAGAGGGCCUCGGAGGAGACGCGUCAUCUAAUAAUCUGAAUGUUCUUAUGGGUAAACUAGAAGGUCGUGUCAAGUCCAAAAAGUUCUUGCUUGUCCUUGAUGACAUGUGGGAUGAUAUCUUGAAGGAUGACGCAGCAGGGUGGAAGAGCUUGUGUGCAUGUUUGGAAAAUGGCGCUGAAGGAAGUAGGAUUUUGGUCACCACUAGAUUCCCCGAGGUUGCUGAGCUAGUUGGCCCUAUGAAUAAUUUUGAGUUAAAUGGCUUAGAACCAAAGGUAUUCUGGGAUUUCUUCAAAUCCUGUGCAUUUGGAUCCACGAGUUCUUGCAACAACCAGGAGUCACUGGAAUUGGAGCACAUUGGUAAAGACAUUGUUCCAAAGUUGAAGGGUUCCCCAUUAGCUGCCAAGACUAUUGGUCGCUUGCUGAGAAUGGAGCUAAGUACAACACAUUGGAAAAAUAUAAAGGAAAGUGAACUCUGGAAAUUAAAACAAACAGAUACUGACAUUCUGCCAGCCCUUCGACUGAGCUAUAUGUAUCUACCGCAGAAACUGAAGAGAUGCUUCUCAAUCUGUGCAAUGUUUCCCAAGGAUCACAAAUUUGGGAAGGAUUUUCUAGCUGAUAUUUGGAUUGCACAAGGAUAUGUGGAGGGGCCCCAAGAAUCAUCAAUGUGCUUCGAUGCCCUUGCAAAUCGUUCAUUCUUUCAGAAACCAUCACCACAGAGUCUUAAGUAUGCAAUUCAUGAUCUGAUGCAUGACACAGCACAGCUAGUCUCGAAGGAUGAGUGCUUCAUUAUAAAGCAUGCUAGUGACCUGGACAAAGUUCCUUCAAAUGUCCGUCAUCUGUCAAUAUUCACAAACGGAAAUGUUCAGUGUUCUGAAUUGAAGAGCAUAUGCGACAAGAAAAAUUUGAGGUCCCUGGUAUGCGAUGAAUCGUAUAGCAAAGCAAAAGAUUUUGAGCCUGUGAUAAACUGUUGGUUCAGGGAGCUACCGAAAAUCCGUGUAUUGAGUUUUAAACUUUCUGGAGUACGACAACUACCUGAGAGCAUGGGCAACUCAAAGCAUCUGCGUUACCUUUCUUUACUUGGAAGUGUUACUUUCAGCACAUUUCCAUUAUCAGUAUGUCGUCUGCAUCAUCUGAAAAAUAUAGACUCUAGCAGUUGUGUGAUUGAAAAGUUUCCUCCAGGCUUCAGUGAUGUCCUCAGCUUAGAGAAGAUCAAUUCAAAGUGUUUUAGUUAUAGCAAGGACCACUCUGGCAAACUCUGCCUAAAAUGGUCCCAUCCGCUGCAUAGUCCUGAGGGAGUGAAGAUAAUGGAAAACCUGUCAAGGGCCUCGGUGCCCAAGACAGCAGGACCUCGACUACGUAGUUCGUAGUCGCGGUGGAUAGGAGCGCUAGGGUUUUUGCCUGGCUGCUCUAUGAUGCGGGAGGGGAAGAUAGAAGGAAAUAACUUUAUUGCUUAUCCCUAAAGGGUGCUAACUAUCUGAUAUAUAAAGGCCCCAUGGGCUAAUAACAAACUAGAAACCUAUACGAAAUAAACUAGUCUAGGAACUAAUGUGCCCGGAUCAGGACUCCUGUCCAGCCUGCGCCUUGCCUGAUGCGGCCGUCGGCUGCUCCUGGCCGCGCGGCCCACGUCUGUAAGACGUGCCCCACAUGACAUCUCUCCCCCCCUCGACGAGCAGCUCGUCCUCGAGCUGAAAAGCGGGGUAGCGCUCGACGAAACUGUCAAGAUCCUCCCAUGUAGCUGACGAAGCUGCUUCACCCUUCCAGUGGACGAGUAGCUGGCGAACGCCGCGUGCUAGGAGCGCACGAGUCACGCGCUCUG
Messenger RNA from Triticum aestivum (bread wheat), 3020 nucleotides. Its product is annotated as putative disease resistance protein RGA3. The record is from RefSeq and is a predicted model, not a curated record. Bases 328 to 2571 code for a protein of 747 amino acids. Gene Ontology annotation, molecular function: ADP binding. NCBI's taxonomy places the organism in Eukaryota, Viridiplantae, Streptophyta, Magnoliopsida, Poales, Poaceae. The transcript has 3 exons.